CAUUCUUACUUGUGCAUACUCUUGCAUCCCUCUUUAUUCGAAACUCUUGUUCAGUUCUUGAUAAUAGAUAAUAAUGGCCGGCGGCGGGGCUGUGAGCUCCGGCAACGGGAAAGCUUAUCCGGGAAAGCUUACUAAACGGGUUUUGGUGACAACCAUUGUUGCUGCUAUGGGCGGUUUGAUCUUCGGGUAUGACCUCGGUAUUUCAGGUGGAGUGACAUCUAUGGACUCGUUUUUGGAGAAGUUCUUCCCAUCUGUGUACCGGAAGCAGAAAGCGGAUAAUUCCACCAAUCAGUACUGCAAAUUUGAUAGCCAGACACUGACACUGUUCACAUCAUCACUGUACGUAGCUGCCCUGUUAUCCUCACUCGUGGCUUCAUGGGUCACGUGGAGACUAGGUCGAAGGCGGUCUAUGCUUGUUGGUGGUACUCUGUUCUGUGCUGGUGCAUUAAUAAAUGGAUUUGCUCAGAAUAUUGCCAUGCUUAUUGUUGGUAGGCUUUUGCUCGGUUUUGGUAUUGGCUUCGGAAAUCAGGCAGUACCACUUUACCUGUCCGAGAUGGCACCCUACAAGUACAGAGGAGCCCUGAACUUCUGCUUUCAAUUAUCAAUCACCGCAGGCAUCCUUAUAGCCAAUCUCUUGAACUAUUGGUUUGUUAAGAUCGAGGGUGGUUGGGGAUGGCGCUUGAGCUUAGGAGGAGCAGUUGUGCCUGCACUGAUCAUGAUAGUCGGAUCAUGGUUUCUCCCUGAAACUCCUAAUUCACUCAUCGAAAAUGGCAAAAAAGAUGAGGCUAGAGCAGAACUACUGAAAAUCCGUGGAGUUGAUAAUGUUGAUGAGGAGUUUAAAGAUCUUGUUGCAGCCAGUGAAGCAUCAAAGAAAGUGGAGCAUCCGUGGAGAAACCUCUUCCAACGAAAGUAUAGGCCACACCUUGUAAUGGCUCUACUCAUUCCAUUCUUUCAACAGAUCACAGGCAUUAAUGUUAUUAUGUUCUACGCCCCGGUUUUGUUCAAGACUAUUGGUUUUGGGGGCACCGCGUCUCUUAUGUCUGCUGUGAUCACUGGUUUAGUCAAUGUGGUUGCAACUGUUGUGGCUAUUUAUCUGGUUGAUAAGCUGGGACGGAAGUUUCUUUUCAUUGAAGGAGGGAUUCAGAUGAUUGCUUCUCAGGUUGCUGUUGCGAUUCUCAUCGGCUUAAAAUUCGGAACAUCUGGCAACACUAGUAAUUUACCAGAGUGGUAUGCUAUCGUUGUGGUUCUUUUCAUAUGCGUAUAUGUGGCUGGAUUUGCGUGGUCUUGGGGUCCUCUAGGAUGGUUAGUACCAAGUGAGAUUUUCCCACUCGAAAUCCGAUCAGCGGCGCAAAGUAUCACGGUUUCAGUGAACAUGUUCUUCACAUUCAUCAUAGCUCAACUCUUCUUGAUGAUGCUCUGCCUGAUGAAGUUUUGGCUUUUCAUCUUCUUCUCAUUCUUCGUGGUAGUAAUGACUCUGUUCGUGAUCUUCUUACUGCCCGAGACCAAAGGCAUUCCUAUCGAAGAGAUGGCAAUUGUAUGGAAGUCGCAUUGGUUCUGGAAAAGGUUCGUGGCUGAUGGUGUUGACAUGGAGAUGGCUAAAGGAGGCUCGAGGGUUAACACAAUUUAAGUUCCGAUAAAUUAGUUAGUUUUACCUUAAGUUGUUAUCUGGAUAUUCUAUAGAGUUAUAGACUUGCAAACUGGAAUGUUGUUUAGAAGUUUUUUUUUUUGUUUACGUUAUUGUCUUAAUUUGCCGUGCAUU
Daucus carota subsp. sativus is the source of this 1759-nucleotide messenger RNA. RefSeq names its product sugar carrier protein C. The record is from RefSeq and is a predicted model, not a curated record. Gene Ontology annotation, molecular function: monosaccharide transmembrane transporter activity. The coding region runs from base 74 to 1627 and encodes 517 amino acids. Gene Ontology annotation, biological process: monosaccharide transmembrane transport. Gene Ontology annotation, cellular component: membrane. NCBI's taxonomy places the organism in Eukaryota, Viridiplantae, Streptophyta, Magnoliopsida, Apiales, Apiaceae. The transcript has 4 exons.